AUGAACAGAAACUUGGCUUUCCUCCGUCCAUCACCUCGUUUUUUCAGCUCCGCCCUGAGGACUCAAUCGAACAAGCUGCCGUUUGUUCCCUUGGUGGCAGAGAAUGGAUUCGUGGACGCUAUUGGAAACACUCCUCUGAUCAAGCUUAAUAAAUUGUCUGACCAGUUGGAGCGUAACAUAUAUGCGAAGGCAGAGUGGAUGAAUCCAGGUGGUUCAGUUAAGGAUAGAGCAGCUCUUUACAUAAUUCAAGACGCGGAAGCCAAGGGUCAGAUUCAAGCUGGAGGUACAGUAGUUGAGGGUACUGCUGGUAACACGGGGAUUGGAUUGGCCCAUGUCUGUAGAUCAAGAGGAUACAAAUGUGUCAUAUACAUGCCCAACACCCAAGCAGCUUCAAAGAUAGAUCUGCUCAAGCUUCUUGGAGCUGAAGUUUAUCCAGUCCCAGUUAAGCCAUUUGACGACCCAAUGAACUAUAACCACCAGGCCAAGAGACAUGCAGAGUCUUUGGAUAAUGCUGUAUGGACCAACCAAUUUGACAAUACUGCUAACAGGAAUGCUCAUAUCCAAUCGACUGGUCCCGAAAUCUGGGCACAACUUGAUGGAAAGGUUGAUGGUUUCACUUGCUCAACUGGUACCGGAGGCACUCUCGCUGGAGUAACCCGAUACCUCAAGGAAAUCUCUAACGGCAAAGUUAAGUCCGUGCUUGCAGACCCACCAGGAUCGGUAUUGUACUCCUAUAUCAAGACUAACGGAAAAGAACUGGAUAGAUCCGGAAGUUCUUUCACCGAGGGAAUUGGUCAGGGAAGAGUCACAGACAACUUGAAGCCUGACCUAGAAAUUAUCGACGAUGCUAUCAGAAUUCCUGAUGAAGAAUCCAUUGUUAUGCUGUACAGACUGUUGGACGAAGAGGGUAUCUAUAUAGGUGGUACUGGUGCCUUGAACGUCGUAGCCGCCGCAGAAGUAGCUAAAACUUUGCCCAAGGGCUCAAAUGUGGUCACUAUCCUUGCUGACUCUGCACACAAAUAUUCGGACAGAAUUUUCAGCAAAAAAUGGUUGCAGCAAAAAAAUUUGUACGAUGUUCUUCCAGCAAACUUGCAAAAAUAUGCUAUCUUAGAUUAA
Messenger RNA from Komagataella phaffii GS115, 1116 nucleotides. RefSeq lists its product as uncharacterized. Gene Ontology annotation, cellular component: cytoplasm. Gene Ontology annotation, molecular function: cysteine synthase activity. The record is from RefSeq and is a predicted model, not a curated record. Bases 1 to 1116 code for a protein of 371 amino acids. NCBI's taxonomy places the organism in Eukaryota, Fungi, Ascomycota, Pichiomycetes, Pichiales, Pichiaceae. The transcript has a single exon.